Molecule: messenger RNA, 489 nt
Organism: Scomber japonicus (chub mackerel)
Lineage: Eukaryota; Metazoa; Chordata; Actinopteri; Scombriformes; Scombridae
Gene: cnrip1b
Product: cannabinoid receptor interacting protein 1b
Exons: 3
Coding region: 1-489 (162 amino acids)
Biological process (GO): negative regulation of signaling receptor activity
Cellular component (GO): plasma membrane
Molecular function (GO): type 1 cannabinoid receptor binding
Source: RefSeq, a predicted model, not a curated record
AUGGCCGACGUACCACAGAUAAUCAAAAUUGGGAUUUCCAUGAAGAUGCUUCCUAACAACACCGCGGUGUUCUUCAAGUCUGACGGCGCCCGGUUCGGACAGACACGGACCAUCAAGCUGCUGACCGGGUCCAAGUACAAAAUCGAGGUGGUCAUUAAACCUGGAGCGGCCGAGGCCACGUCAAUGAGUGUGGGUGCGGUGACCUUUCCUCUGGAGCAGCAGUCUAAAGAUCCACAGUCAGUGAUCUAUAGCGGCUUGUAUGACACAGAGGGGGUGACACACACCAAGAGUGGAGAGAGGCAACCUGUUCAGAUUAACAUACAGUUCACAGAAGCAGGACUGUUUGAAACAGUGUGGCAGGUGAAGUUUUACAACUACAACAAGAGGGACCACUGCCAGUGGGGAAAUAGCUUCAACAGCAUAGAGUAUGAGUGCAAACCCAACGACACGCGCACACUCAUGUGGGUCAACAAGGAGAUGUUUGUGUGA